Molecule: messenger RNA, 865 nt
Organism: Lentinula edodes (shiitake mushroom)
Lineage: Eukaryota; Fungi; Basidiomycota; Agaricomycetes; Agaricales; Omphalotaceae
Product: CRAL-TRIO domain-containing protein
Exons: 7
Source: RefSeq, a predicted model, not a curated record
ACACUCCUUAGCUCUCUUGCCUGAAACUUAAACUUCUAUGUCGACAUCCCAAUCUGAUUUCAAAAACAAAGUACUCUCUCAGUUCCGCGAAGAGCUGUUCUCAGAAGGCAUACUACAUGAAGGCGAUACAAUAGGCACUGACGAUGGAACUUUGAAACGAUUUCUUCGAGCCAGGAAGUACAACCUCAAGGACGCGAAGAAAAUGUUUAUCGAUGCUCAGAAUUGGCGGCAGACCGUUAAACUAGAUGAACUCUAUGAAAAGAUAGAUCCAUUUGAUUAUCCUGAGCGUGAAGCUGUUUUUGACUGCUGGCCAAUGUGGUUCCACAAGCUUGGUCGUCCUCUCAACCUUCAAUUCUUAGGUGGUCUUGAUUUACAACGGUUAUCCAAGGAAGGUGUCACACCUGAACGUCAUUGGGAAACGAUCAUUGUCAACGCGGAAUGUUUGACACGGGAAAUACUCCCUGCCGCAGCCAAGAAAUACGGCAAAGAGAUAGAUUCAGUGUUGGUUAUCAUUGAUCUCAAGGGUUUUGGGCUCAGCAAAUUCUGGCAAAUGAAACAUCUUGCACAAAAAUCGUUCCAAAUAUCGCAAGAUUACUACCCAGAAACCAUGGGUCGUCUGGUCAUCCUUAAUGCUCCGUCGACAUUCACCAUUAUCUGGAAUGCCAUCCGACCUUGGAUAGCGAAAGAAACUGCAAAUAAAGUUGAUAUUUUAGGUGCUGAUUAUCGAGAGCAACUUCUAGAGCUUGUUGAUGAAGAAAAUCUUCCGUGGGCUGUCGGAGGGAAGUGUCGUUGCGAGAGCGAAGGUCAGGAAUCGGAGGGUCCUCGAUGUCACACCAGUGCGACUGGGCCGUGGUUGGAAGGCAGA